This is a messenger RNA of Drosophila ficusphila, 1173 nucleotides long. RefSeq lists its product as uncharacterized. The record is from RefSeq and is a predicted model, not a curated record. The transcript is spliced from 2 exons. Bases 14 to 1009 code for a protein of 331 amino acids. NCBI's taxonomy places the organism in Eukaryota, Metazoa, Arthropoda, Insecta, Diptera, Drosophilidae.
CAGCGAUAGCGAGAUGUACGGCAAAGGAUUACGUUGUUUUCUCGGUCAUUUGAUUAUGGUCCUUCUUUUGGCCCAAGUGAUGGGACGCCUUCACAAAAGGAAUGGCUAUCACUACAGGCCACAGCAACCGCCUCCAAUCCACCAGGGUGGAUAUUUCGAGCCCCAUCUUCCGGCAGUCGAACCUCCAGAGCCGGAGAAGCCACAAAUUCAACACAGCCCAAAGAGCUACUACAGUCAAUCCGGAGGCGGAUCUUCAUCAUCUAGCAAGGGAUCCGGUGGUUACAGCAUUGGCAGUGGCCUGCGCUCCAUCGCCCAGGGAUCUGCGGAUCAGGCUCAUAGUGCAGUGACCAAUCAACAUGCGGCUGCCAAGCAGGCGGCUUACAUAGCCCAGAAUACUUUGGCUCAAGCCGCUUCCCAGGCGGCAGCCACAGCUCAAGCUGCUCUGGUGGGCAAGCAAGUGGUUCUCCAGGAAUUGGAACAGCAGGCAGCCGAAGCUCAGAGAUCCCUCUCCCGGGAACUGGAGCAACUGAAGGCGGCCAAGAUCUCUGCCAGAUUGGCCCAACAAACAGCGCAGGCGGCCCAUCACCACAUCUCUGUGCUAACCGCAGCUGUAAAUAAUGCCAAAUCCGUGGCCGAUCAGGCGGAGCAAACUGCCACGGAGGUGAACAACCAACUGGCCUCGCAAUCCCAGAUGGUGGGUCAGGCCAAGAACCGAUUGGAGCAGGUGGAGGAGCAGUUGCACCAGGCACGCGUGGACUAUGCCGCCACCAAGGAAUCCGCACUGAAGGCGGCCAAUUCUGCAGCCGCUGCUCAGGUGAAUGCCUCCAAGGCGGCGCAGCAUGCCACGAUUGAACUCCACGAGAGCACCAAUCCCUCGGGCCACGGACACGAUGGUCACGAGUUGAGCGGAGAGGAAGAGUCCUAUGAUGAGCACUUGGAGCCCAGUGGACUCGGCCACACGGCUGGUGGAGAAGUACUAAGCGAACAUGUUCGUACUCCUUAUCAGUAAGGGAUUAUCUAUUCUGUAUUAAAAGUAAUUAAUACAAAAACAACACUGUACUACGCUUAGUUUAAAAGCCUAUUUAUGUUAAUAAAAUAAAUGCAUUCAAGUCAGACCUACGUGGCUGUGAUGUCAGCGUAUUAAAAUGCACCUUUAAACGCACAAAAUGUUUU